AUGCUUGAAAUUCAACUCAAGACCCCUGCAGAAUUUGUAAGGAGUCCUCCUCCUGGUCCGGCCCCUCUCCAGAGCCUUCUCAACUCUCCCCUCUUUGCAGAGCCCCGCCUCCGGUUCACAAGGCCUCUGCAGGACGUGGAGGGCCGGGAGCAUGGCAUCGCCGUGCUGGAGUGUAAAGUACCCAACUCCCGCAUCCCCACGGCCUGGUUCCGUGAGGACCAGCGGCUGCUGCCCUGCCGCAAGUAUGAGCAGAUCGAAGAGGGCGCUGUCCGGCGCCUCAUCAUCCACAGGCUGAAGGCGGACGAUGACGGCGUCUACCUGUGCGAGAUGAGGGGCCGGGUUCGCACUGUGGCCAAUGUGACGGUCAAAGGGCCCAUCCUGAAGCGGCUGCCCCGGAAGCUCGACGUCCUGGAGGGAGAGAACGCGGUGCUGCUGGUGGAGACACGAGAAGCUGCCGUUGAGGGGUGCUGGAGCCGUGAUGGGGAGGAGCUGCCGGACACCUGCCAGAGCAGCUCGGGCCACAUGCAUGCCCUGGUCCUUCCGGGGGUCACCCGAGAAGAUGCUGGCGAGGUCACCUUUAGGCUGGGCAAUUCCCGUACCACCACUCUGCUCAGAGUCAAAUGUGUCAAGCACAAUCCCCCCGGGCCCCCCGUUUUGGCAGAGAUGUUUAAGGGCCACAAGAACACAGUCCUGCUGACCUGGAAGCCUCCCGAGCCAGCUCCUGAGACCCCCUUCAUCUACCGGCUGGAGCGGCAGGAGGUGGGCUCCGAAGACUGGAUCCAGUGCUUCAGCAUUGAGAAAGCUGGAGCCGUGGAGGUGCCAGGGGACUGUGUGCCCUCCGAGGGUGACUACCGCUUCCGCGUCUGCACUGUAACCGAACACGGCCGCAGUCCCCACGUUGUGUUCCACGGUUCUGCUCACCUGGUGCCCACAGCUCGCCUGGUGGCAGGUCUGGAGGAUGUGCAGGUAUACGACGGGGAAGACGCUGUCUUCUCCCUGGAUCUCUCCACUAUCAUCCAGGGCACCUGGUUCCUUAAUGGGGAAGAGCUCAAGAGUAACGAGCCAGAGGGCCAGGUGGAGCCUUGGGCCCUGCGGUACCGCAUGGAGCAGAAGGGCCUGCAGCACAGACUCAUCCUGCAAGCCGUCAGGCACCAGGACAGCGGGGCCCUGGUUGGCUUCAGCUGCCCUGGCGUGCAGGACUCGGCUGCCCUUACCAUCCAAGAGAGCCCGGUGCACAUCCUGAGCCCUCAGGACAAGGUGUCGUUGACCUUCACCACCUCGGAGCGGGUGGUGCUGACCUGUGAGCUCUCAAGAGCUGACUUCCCAGCAACCUGGUACAAGGACGGGCAGAAGGUGGAGGAGAGUGAGUCGCUGGUGGUAAAGAUGGAUGGACGCAAACACCGCCUGAUCCUGCCCGAGGCCAAAGUACAGGACAGUGGCGAGUUUGAGUGCAGAACGGAAGGGGUCUCAGCCUUCUUCAAUGUCACCGUCCAAGAUCCCCCAGUGCACAUCGUGGACCCCCAGGAGCACGUGUUCGUACAUGCCAUAACCUCUGAGUGCGUCAUGCUGACCUGUGAGGUGGACCAAGAGGACGCCCCCGUGCGCUGGUACAAGGACGGGCAGGAAGUGGAGGAGAGUGACGUCGUGGUGCUGGAGAACGAAGGGCCCCAUCGCCGCUUGGUGCUGCCCGCCGCCCAGCCCCCAGAUGGCGGUGAAUUUCAGUGUGUUGCUGGAGAGGAGCGUGCCUACUUCACCGUCACCAUCACAGACGUCUCCUCGUGGAUCGUGUACCCUAGUGGCAAGGUGUACGUGGCAGCUGUGCGCCUGGAGCGUGUGGUGCUGACCUGUGAGCUCUGCCGGCCCUGGGCCGAGGUGCGCUGGACCAAGGACGGUGAAGAGGUGGUGGAGAGCCCAGCAUUGCUCCUGCAGAAGGAGGACACCAUCCGCCGCCUGGUGCUGCCUGCCGUCCAGCUCGAGGACUCCGGCGAGUACUUGUGUGAAAUCGACGAGGAGUCGGCCUCCUUCACUGUCACUGUCACAGAGCCCCCUGUGCGGAUCACAUACCCCCAGGAUGAGGUGACCUUAAUCGCUGUGAGCUUGGAGUGUGUGGUGCUGACGUGUGAGCUGUCUCGGGAGGAUGCCCCUGUGCGCUGGUACAAGGAUGGGCUGGAGGUGGAAGAGAGCGAGGCCCUGGUGCUGGAGAGCGAUGGGCCCCGCCGCCGCCUAGUGCUGCCCGCUGCCCAGCCUGAGGAUGGGGGCGAGUUCGUGUGCGAUGCCGGAGACGACUCGGCCUUCUUCACUGUCACUGUCACAGCCCCACCAGAGAGGAUUGUGCACCCUGUAGCCCGCUCCCUGGAUCUGCAGUUUGGGGCUCCAGGGCGCGUGGAGCUGCGCUGUGAGGUGGCCCCAGCUGGUUCCCAGGUUCGCUGGUACAAGGACGGACUGGAGGUGGAGGCAUCAGAGGCCCUGCAGCUGGGCGCUGAGGGGCCUGCCCGCACCCUGACUCUGCCCCAUGCCCAGCCUGAGGAUGCCGGGGAGUAUGUGUGUGAGACCCGUGAUGAGGCCGUGACCUUCAACAUCAGCCUGGCCGAGCCCCCAGUGCAGUUCCUUGCCCCAGAGGCAGCGCCCAGCCCUCUGUGUGUGGCCCCCGGGGAGCCAGUGGUGCUGAGCUGUGAACUGUCCCGGGCUGGCGCCCCUGUGUUCUGGAGCCACAACGGGAAGCCGGUGCAGGAAGACAAGGGCUUGGAGCUCCAGGCCGAGGGCCCCCGCCGCAUCCUCUGCAUCCGGGCUGCAGAGCCCCCCCAUGCAGGCAUCUACACCUGCCAGUCUGGGGCAGCCCCAGAGGCCCCAAGCCUCAGCUUCACCGUUCAGAUAGCUGAGCCCCCCGUGCGGGUGGUGGCCCCCGAGGCAGCCCAGACGAGGGUUCGAAGCACCCCAGGUGGGGACCUAGAGCUGAUGGUACACCUCUCCGGGCCAGGGGGCCCUGUGCGCUGGUACAAGGACGGGGAGCGACUGGCAAGUGAGGGGCGGGUGCAGCUGGAGCAGGCCGGGGCCAAGCAGGUUCUGCGGGUGCAGGGGGCACGGAGAGGGGACUCUGGGGAGUACCUGUGCGAUGCGUCCCAGGACAGCCGCAUCUUCCUCGUCAGUGUGGAAGAGCCACCACCGGUGAAGCUGGUCUCAGAGCUGACACCACUAACUGUCCAUGAGGGCGAUGAUGCCACAUUCCGGUGUGAAGUCUCUCCCCCAGAUGCCGACGUCACCUGGCUGCGCAACGGGGACAUUGUCACUCCAGGGCCCCAGCUGGAGAUGGCCCAGAAUGGUGCAAGCCGCACACUGACCGUGCGAAACUGCCAGCUGGAGGAUGCAGGGACCGUGACUGCACGGGCAGGGGGCACGAUCACAAGUGCCCGGCUCCAUGUUCGAGAGACAGAGCUGCUGUUCCUGCGGCGGCUGCAAGAUGUGCGGGCUGAGGAAGGCCAGGACGUGUGCCUCGAAGUGGAGACAGGCCGAGUGGGUGCAGCAGGGGCUGUGCGCUGGGUGCGAGGUGGGGACCCCCUCCCCCUCGACUCUCGCCUGUCCAUGGCCCAGGAUGGCCACAUCCACCGCCUCUUCAUCCAUGGUGUCCUACUGGCUGACCAGGGCACCUAUGGCUGUGAAAGCCACCACGAUCGCACCCUGGCCAGGCUCAGCGUGAGGCCGAGACAACUGAGAGCACUACGGCCUCUGGAGGAUGUGACUGUCACCGAGGGGGACAGCGCCACCUUCCAGCUAGAGCUGUCCCAGGAGGGUGUGACCGGGGAGUGGGCCCGGGGCGGAGUCCGGCUGCAGCCAGGGCCCAAGUGCCACAUCCACGCAGAGGGCCAUAUGCACCGUCUGGUACUGAGCGGCCUGGGCUUGGCCGACUCAGGCUGCGUCUCCUUCACAGUGGAUUCCCUGCGCUGUGCAGCAAGACUCACUGUGAGAGAGAUCCCAGUGACCAUUGUGCGGGGGCCACAGGACCUAGAGGUGACCGAGGGCGACACAGCUACGUUGGAGUGCGAGCUUUCCCAGGCCUUGGCUGAUGUUACCUGGGAGAAGGACGGGCGCGCGCUCACCCCCAGCCCUCGGCUCAGGCUCCAGACCCUUGGCACUCGCCGCCUUCUCCAGCUGCGUCGCUGCGGACUCUCGGACGCCGGGACCUACAGCUGCGCGGCGGGGACGGCCCGCGCCGGGCCCGUCCGCCUGACCGUGCGCGAGCGCGUGUUGUCAAUGCUCUCCGAGCUCCGGUCGGUGCGCGCCCGGGAAGGCAACGGCGCCACGUUCGAGUGCGUCGUGUCGGAGGCAGAGGCCGCCGGGCGCUGGGAGCUCGGGGGCCGUCCGCUGCGAACCGGAGGCCGCGUCCGCAUCCGACAGGAAGGAAAGAAACGCAUUCUGGUGCUGAGCGAGCUGCGCGCCGAGGAUGCGGGUGAAGUCCUCUUCCAGGCGGGACCCGCCCAGUCCUUGGCACUGCUGGAGGUGGAGGCAUUGCCUGUCCAGAUGUGCCGUCGCCCCCCUCGCGAAAAGACGGCUCUGAUUGGCCGCCGGGCGGUGCUGGAGGUGACUGUGUCCCGCUCAGGGGGCCACGUGUGCUGGUUGCGGGAGGGGAUCGAGCUGUGUCCCGGAGACAAGUACGAGAUGCGCAGCCACGGCCCCACCCACAGCCUGGUCAUCCAUGACGUGCGACCUGAGGACCAGGGCACCUACUGCUGCCAGGCCGGCCAAGACAGCGCCCACACCCGGCUGCUGGUGGAGCGUAACUAGAAGGACUGGACCAAGCCAGGCGGGUGUCCUUGGACUGCUUGGAAGGCGUGUGCCCUUACCCUGGGCAGGGGUGGGGAGACAGGGGAACGAGAGGUGCUGGGAAGGAAACAAUAAAGUGCAACAGCUCAUU
Galeopterus variegatus (Sunda flying lemur) is the source of this 4909-nucleotide messenger RNA. RefSeq names its product obscurin-like 1 (gene OBSL1). Gene Ontology annotation, molecular function: protein binding. Lineage: Eukaryota; Metazoa; Chordata; Mammalia; Dermoptera; Cynocephalidae. The record is from RefSeq and is a predicted model, not a curated record. The transcript has 21 exons. The coding region runs from base 1 to 4779 and encodes 1592 amino acids.